GCAACUCUUGUUGCUCACUCUUGACCAGCUGCUUUUCUGGAUUUAGUGUGGGCAGCCCUCCCUGCUCAUGUUGUCCACAGAACUGUGGAAGGGAAGACAUCACGUAACAUAUGGCCUGUUUCUACGUUUUUGAGCUCUUUAGACAUACCUGAUGCCAUUUCUUGUUAUUCUUAUACCACCACUGACUAGUUGAUACAUGUAAUAGUUUUAAACUGAGUAGCUUUAAGGGUUUAAGAAACUUCAACCAAAUGAUCUUUUUAGAAAUAAAAGUAUUAUGAAAGAAAUAUGGCCAUCUGCCAUAAUAACUAUCUGCUUCCCCAAAUGGAGUUUUCCUGUCUCCCUAUUUUAUUUAAACUUGUAAUGUAUUAACUGAUUCAUUUAGAAAAUACUUAUAAGUUAUAAUUUACCGCUCCCCCACCACACCCUGUGGUACUGGGAAUCAAACCCAGGGGUGCUCAACUACUGAGCUACAUCCCCCCCACCUUUUUAAAUUUUGAUACAGGGCCUCAUUAAAUUGCUGAGGCUGGAUACAACUUGUGAUCCUCCUUCUUCAGCCUUCCAAGUAGCUGGGAUUAUAGGUGCUCAUGUGCCCAGCACAGUUUUUAAACAGAUGUAGAUCACCUCCUUUGUUCUGUAACAGAAUACAAAAAUUGUCUAGCACUGUCUCUGUGCUCCAAGUUUACCUACUACUGGUGAAGGGACUGUGCCAGCAAUAAAAGUGAAGUUAACUAACAAUACAAGAUGAUGCGAGAGAGCCCUAGGUCAUGGUGAGUGACAGCUGGGUGAAUGGAGUAGGCCGUGAGGCCUUGGGAAAGAGAGAGAAGGGCUGAGUUUGACUGGACUAUAGACUUAGAAAAGAUUAUUUGGAGAUUUGUUUAGAGUUUACCUUUUUGUCGUAGGCUACUGAAAUCUAGAUACCAUCAUGUUUAUAAGUUUGUGGUGAGGUGGAAGGGAAAGGUGGGAAACUUAAGGUAAAAGAAUGUACUGUUCCUUUCUUCCCCUGGUCUUACCGUUACCCCCGGCAACAGCUGACCUUCUGGGAAAGAAUGUGUCUUUCCUUCCAUAGGCUUCAGUCAAGAACUCUGACAUCUUGAUACUACCAGAUUGGAUGCUAAAACAGCAAUAAGACAACCGGAACUUUGAGGAAAAAACUUACUGUAUCCAAUAGUUCGUACAUGGCAGAAGUAAAGUCAGUGUUCCAGGAAGUUCUUCCAAACCAAGGGCAGCUGUUUGUGGAAGGUAUAAGUACAAUGGUGCUCUGUAAACCCAAACUUUUACCCUUAAAAUCUUUGACUCUGGAAAAACUGGAGAAAAUGCAGCAAGCAGCAUAGUUCACUAACAAGAAAUGUCAGAAAAAGAACACAACAGCAAAUAACCCAUUGAUGAGACUUACCAUAGGGAACACCCUUCCUUCCUUACCUACCACUUAGUAAUUAGAAAGUGUUCUGCAGCUAUAUGCUGAAAGUAGGAUUUAAUAAAACUGGUAACAGUCAUGCUCACGUAAAUGAAAAUAAAAUUCCCAGGAUUGGUAAAACUUGUGAAUUUGUAACCGUGGUUUGUGUUGACCACAAGCAGUUGAAACUCUGAAUUGAAUCUCACAGAAUUUUCUUUGACUCAUGUUUUUAGAAUUUCAAAUUGUUCUUCAUUCCUACUGUUACCAGUUUUAAAUUUACAGGCACAAAUGACUAAUUGUAACUUUUAUAUACAGAGGAUCUUUGUAAGUUUAUUAAAUACCUGAAUUUGAAGAUCAAAAAAAAAAAAAUGUGCUGUUCCUCUGUCAAGUGCUACAGGUAUUGACCUUCUUGUGUGAAGGAACCUAAGAACUGGUCCCAUGAGCACCUUGUCAUUGGCUCAUCUGCAGGAUGGUCUGUGUUCCAGUGUAGUUUGGAACUGGUUUACCAUAAAGAGCCUCAGACAUUGAGGAGGCUCUGUUUUGUGUCUUUGUUUCUGGUUUUCCUUUAGUUGUCUUCACAAUGGUUUCUUUUUAGACAUCUGACUCAAAUGACCACCUCGUGCCACCUUGCACAAAAUAUCUAGUGCUUGCCCUUUGUUCCCUUCCACUUGGGAAAGUUUAUAGAUGGAAUGAAGGCAAGGUAGUUAGAUCCCAACUUUUGUCCAUGCAGUCUCGUCUAUCACCUAUUUCUAGGAGGCAUUUUAAAGGCCAUGUGGCUUUUUGAGAAGUUAAUAUAACACAGAUCUGAACUAUACAUCAACCAUUGUUGCACCAACCAUUAAGAUUAAUUUCUUUAUGGGAUAAAAAGUGAGCAAGAUUAGAAUUUGAAAUAGUCUGAGGGUCUAAAGCCCAAUACAAAUUUAAAGUAUGACUUAUGAUAUAGUCUUUUGUUUCUUUAACUUCUGUUAUCAAAAUUAGUAUCAUUGUCAAUUGAGAUAACCAACCAUACUGAGGAAAUUUCAGGGGCUUUGUAAUCCAUUCUGAGCAGUCAGACAGAUUGAGCUUAGAAAGGAACUACUGUUUGUAGUGAGGUAUUUAUUUGAGCAAGUGUAUAGUGUUGUAAAGAAUCCUGAGAACUCUUAUAAUUUUAUAUUUUACUUCCUGUCUUAUCUAGGCAAGUAUCAACCAUACACUCUGCUGUUCACCCCCGCCCCUAGCCUUUCUUAUAAUCCAGACUACAGAAACAUAGAUACAAGGUACAAUCAAUCUGGGAAUAAAAAAGAAUUUCCCCCAUGGGAAAUGAUGAUCCCCUAUGGACCCAAGGGAAGACAAACAUAUAUGCUUAUUUUUUACCCCUAAGGAGAAUUUAGCAAGUGACCCCUUCUCCCAGUGGAGACCUCCCUAUUUCUGAGCAGUGGCCCUUAAAUACUGCCCUGGCUGUGUGGGGAAAGGUGGACACCUGUGUUGUCUCAGUCACCAUCAACAUUUACAGUAUUGCUUUUUUAAUCUACCUGUUCCU
This is a messenger RNA of Marmota monax (woodchuck), 2912 nucleotides long. RefSeq names its product BBSome-interacting protein 1-like. The coding region runs from base 1176 to 1331 and encodes 51 amino acids. Gene Ontology annotation, cellular component: BBSome. Gene Ontology annotation, biological process: receptor localization to non-motile cilium; cilium assembly. The record is from RefSeq and is a predicted model, not a curated record. The transcript has a single exon. Lineage: Eukaryota; Metazoa; Chordata; Mammalia; Rodentia; Sciuridae.